Symbiodinium sp. CCMP2456 is the source of this 369-nucleotide messenger RNA. Lineage: Eukaryota; Dinophyceae; Suessiales; Symbiodiniaceae. The record is from the annotation of a GenBank genome assembly.
AUGGCGGCCGUGGCUGCGCUUGCAGCCGGGGCGGCCUUCGUUGCAGCGCCUGCAAGAGCGCCCGUGGUGCCCAACAAGCCGGCCACGUUGGGAAUGCCAGGAUCUGCAGCAGAACCUGCUGGAUGGGGCCUGGCGGCAGCAGGCUUGGCGCUUGGUGCACAUGUGGGCUUGGCAGCCGCCUGGAGGGCUCGAGCUUCCACAGCAGCCAGAGCAGAAAGUGAGGGCGGAAAGAAGUACGUGGAGACCGUAUCGGAUGAGAGGCUGUUCGAGCAGGUCUACCUGCAGUACACGUCGGAGUACCUCAAAGGACCCCUCUACUGGCACCCCGACAAGCUGGCUGGCUGCCGGACUACCCGGGCACGCCAAUGA